This is a messenger RNA of Uncinocarpus reesii 1704, 1899 nucleotides long. RefSeq names its product mitochondrial protein import receptor. The record is from RefSeq and is a predicted model, not a curated record. NCBI's taxonomy places the organism in Eukaryota, Fungi, Ascomycota, Eurotiomycetes, Onygenales, Onygenaceae. The transcript is spliced from 4 exons. Gene Ontology annotation, molecular function: protein-transporting ATPase activity; protein binding. Bases 1 to 1899 code for a protein of 632 amino acids. Gene Ontology annotation, biological process: intracellular protein transport. Gene Ontology annotation, cellular component: mitochondrial outer membrane.
AUGUCUUCAAGCACGCCUUCCCAACCGACUAUCGUCCCGGUUCCGGCGGGGAACGCAACCAUCGUCACCGCGCCUGUUCCAUCAUCGCCCUCUUCUCUUUGGGACCGGGUGUCCAAAUGGGCAUCCGAACAUAAAGCUUUAGUGUAUACAAUUGCCGGUGUUGCCGUCGUUGUAACAAGCGCCGGAGUCGUAUAUUACUUAUCAGAUUCUGGACGAGUGCAAGCUACGGUUCAGCCCGGAGAAAAGAAGAAGAGUAAAAAGGAACGAAGACGAGAGAAGAAGAAGGCAGAGGAAGAGAAAAAGUUAGAAGCUUCAAAGUCUUCAGAGCCACAGGCGAAACAGGCGGAGGAGCCAGAAGAGCUUCCAGAAGUCGAUGAGACGACGGUUCAAGCUUUGGAUGCAGAGACUCGCGCGUUGUAUGCCGGGAAAUUGAAGGCUGCUGGAAAUAAAGCCUUUGGCUCAAAAGAUUACAACAAAGCGAUUGAACUCUACGGCAAAGCUAUAUUGUGCAAGCCUGACCCCGUAUAUUACUCCAACCGGGCUGCCUGCUAUAACGCGCUCAGCGAAUGGGAAAAAGUAGUGGAAGACACUACGGCUGCUAUUGCAAUGGAUGAUGAAUACGUCAAGGCGAUGAACCGGAGAGCGAACGCCUAUGAGAAACUUGAAAAGUAUGGAGAUGCACUCCUAGAUUACACGGCCAGCUGUAUCAUCGACGGCUUCGCCAAGGACGCAAGCAAACAAGCAGUGGAACGAUUGCUCAAAAAGCUUGCAGAGCAAAAGGCGCGUGUCAUCAUGGAAGGCAAAGGGAAGAAGCUUCCCAGUGCUACCUUUGUUUCCAACUAUCUCCAAAGCUUCCGCCCUAAGCCAGUCCCGGAGGGCCUGAAUGAUGAUGCAGAGUUACAGGAAGAGAGCGGCAAAGGCCAACUCCGAAAGGGACUGCAAGGGAUCGGUAAACAUACCGGUGAUGGAUACGAAGAGGCAGCACGAUCGUUCGAAAAAGCACUGGAAUUGGGUGACUUGGAAGCCUUUGAGGCUCUUGCGCUGAAUAUGCGCGCCACUUUUACGUAUCUCGCGGGCGAUGCUGACAGUGCUCUGAACGACCUGAACAAGAGCAUUGAACUUGACCCAUCCUUGGUACAGAGCUACAUCAAGCGAGCCAGUUUACAUCUGGAGAUGGGGAACCGAGAAGCCGCAGCAGACAAUUUUGAUUUGGCGUUGGCCCAAAACAAGGAUGACCCUGAUAUCUAUUACCACCGUGCUCAGCUGCAUUUUAUCCUCGGUGAACUAGCCGAAGCCGCCAAAGACUACCAGAAAUCGAUAGAUCUGGACCGAGAUUUCAUAUACUCACACAUUCAGCUUGGUGUGGCACAAUACAAGAUGGGUUCGGUCGCCUCCGCCAUGGCUACAUUCCGGCGAACCCUUAAGAACUUUGAAGAUGUCGCGGACGUCUACAAUUAUUACGGAGAAUUGCUUCUUGACCAACAAAAGUUCGAAGAGGCCAUCGAGAAGUUCGACCGGGCUGUGGAAUUGGAAAAGAGUCACAAACCAUGGGGCAUUAAUGUGCUCCCUCUUAUCAACAAAGCUCUCGCUCUAUUCCAAUGGAAACAUGACUUCCAAGAAGCGGAAAAUCUCUGCCAGAAGGCACUUAUCAUCGACCCCGAAUGCGACAUCGCGGUUGCCACCCUCGCCCAGCUGCUGCUCCAACAAGGCAAAGUCUCUGAAGCACUCAAAUAUUUUGAACGAGCGGCCGAACUAGCCCGAACCGAAGCAGAAGUGGUCAACGCUAUUUCGUACGCAGAAGCCACCCGUGCGCAGCUCGAUGUCCAGGAUCGAUACCCCAAGCUGGCGGCUCGAUUGGCACAGAUGGGCGGUGCUGGUGGACUAGGCGGAGUCUUCUAA